AAGCUACACUCCUCCUUUAACAUCCUUUAACAUAUAGAAAGAGAAACAAUAAAAAAAAAAGAGAAACGGAAAUGGAAAUUAAUACCUGAAAACUCUUGUGGAGAGCGAAGAGCCGAAGAAGAUAACAAAUUAUUUGAGAGGGACGGCAAACGACGGAGAAGCAGUGGUCCGGCGAGCGGCCACAAAGACCGGUGGGAGAGAUGCAGGUGGGCGAUAGACGGCAACGUUUUUCCGGUGAGAUUUGGAAUUUUUCCGGCGUCGAUAUUUCUAGGUCUCCAUUGUUUUCUUAACAACCCAAAUCUUUGAGUUAAAAGAAUUUUAUGUUUGAUUUGAUUUUUUAUUUUGUUUUAUAGAGAGUUUCUUAACUUAAUUAAUUUCCUAAUGUAAUACGGUUUGUUUUGAUUUUACCGUUGAUUCUUCUUAUUUGGUGAGUGAUUUUCGGAUGAGUUAAGUUUAUCACUUGAUAACAAAGUUUUGUAAUUUACAUCACAUAUACAGGUGAACUCAAAACGGAGGGGCCACUUGGCAAAUAUACUGAUAUUGGAUUUUUUUUAUAAAAAAAAACUAUAUAUAUAAAGUAUUAUGAGCCUUAAAACCGGGGAGGCCAUGGCCCCCUGGCCCCUCUUAGCAUCCGCCCUUGGCCUCAUCUAUAUAUAGAUAAUGGGUGUGCGGCCAUACACUUAUGUGUGCGGCCACACACUCAUUUGUGUGGCCACAUACUCCCCUAGAGGGAGUGUUUGGCCUUUUUGCAACCCUAGAUCUUAGGCCAACCCAUCCCUAAGUCAAACUUUGGUUGUACGAGGCUUUAGAUCAUCCAAACAGACUCAAACAAUGCUAAAAGAUAGCUGAAACGAGUUUAACAUUGAUAGUAUUGAAUAGGUCAACAAGGUAAAUGUUCCGGGGUGUCACAUAUGGUGGGUGUGAUUGAAAACGAUACCAACCACGACGAAACCCAGAUACCGACGGUAGCGGUGUCGAUGAUGGAUUUCAAAAUCUAUUAGAGGAAGCCUAACUAAAAUUAUAUCCUGGAUGUUCGUUUUCGUCCUUUUACUUUUUAGCAAAGCUGAUGCAUAUCAAGGUGAUCAACAAAUGGACUGAUAGUUCAUUUGAUUAGCUUCUGGAGUUGUUGCAAACUGCAUUUCCUCAAGGAAACAAGGUCCCCCCCAGUCACAUUACGAAGCAAAAAAGACACUUAAAAAGAUCGGCUUGGGUUUAUGAAAAUACAAAGGGCAAGAAGGUGGUUCAUAUGGUGUUAUGAUACUUUCUCGUGACCCCCAGACUACAACGUUUGUACUGUUCUAGACACACAACUAAAGAUAUGAUUUGGCACAGUACCGGAUGAUCCAAAGAUGGUACGGUGCUUCAUCCCGUUGAUGGUACUUCAUGGAAAAAAUUUGAUAUGAAGUAUCCUAACUUCUCGAGGGAACCCCGAAACGUAAGCUUAGGGCUUGUUGCUGAUGGUUUUAAUCUAUUUGGUAACAUGUGUAAUCCUCAUAGCACGUGGCCUAUCAUACUCACCACUUACAAUAUUCCACCAUGGCUAUGCAUGAAAGAGUCCUCCUUCAUGUUGGCCUUGUUGAUUCCUAGCCCCGAAGCACCCGGGAAGGACUUGGAUGUGUUCCUUAGGCUGUUAGUGGAUGAGUUGAAGCAGUUAUGGAUUUUUAGUGUACGUAGUAAAGACGCAACGACAUAUACAUUCUUCAAUAUGAAAGCGAUGUUAUGGACAAUAAACGACUUUCCAACUCGUAGUAGUUUUUCCGGUUGGAGCAGAAAAGGGUACCAAGCUUGUCCGACUUGCAACGAAGACACUCCGUCAUACCGAGUAUCAAAUAAAGUUGUAUAUAUUGGUCAUCAUCGGUUCUUAGAUGCUGAUCAUCCAUGGAGAAAAAGUUUGGUCUAUAAUGGUGAACAUGAGACAAGAGGCUCUCCAAGACAAUUUAGUGAGGAAGAAAUACAAGCGCAACACACUCGUCUAUUGUUUCGUCCACUAGAUAACGUAGCUGUUCAACGAGCUGGUAUUAAGAGAAAUCGUGAGGAGUUCGAGUGGAAUUGGUCUAAAAAAAGCAUAUUCUUUGAACUUGAGUAUUGGUCUUCUCUUGAGCUGAAGCACAACUUUGAUCUUAUGUAUAUUGAAAAAAAAAUGUGGGUGAGAGUCUUUUGGGUACUUCUCUGAUGAAUGAUAAGUCUAAAGACACAUCAAAUGCUCAGGCGGACUUGACAAAACUAAACAUUCGGAAAAUUCAAUGGUUGAAAAAAAGUGGCAACAAGUUCCUUAAACCUCACCCACCUUACUCGUUCACGAAACCUGACCGAAUUCAUUUUUGUAAAUUUAUAAGAGAUGUGAAACUGUCGGAUAGGUUUGGAUCUAACAUCAGUAAGAAAGUGAAUGAAACCAAUACUAACAUUACUGGGCUGAAAUCUCAUGAUUUUCACAUUCUUAUGCAAUGUUUGAUACCCAUUGGAGUUAAAGGGUUUUUGGGAAAAGGUGUUUAUACACCAAUAGUAGAGCUUUGUAUGUUUUUUAAGCAACUUUGCUCAAGAACACUAUCGGUGAAGGAUAUGAAAGAAGCGAAAGCAUCCAUUAUUAAAAUAUUGUGCAAAUUAGAAGUGAUCUAUCCUCCUGUGUUUUUUGACAUUAUGGUUCAUUUAGUUUUGCAUUUACCUGAUGAAGCUAUUUGCAGAGGCCCAGUAUGUAUGAGAUGGAUGUAUCCUUUCGAAAGGUAUAUGAAAAAACUAAAAAACUAUGUCAGAAACAAGGCGAGACCAGAAGGUUCUAUAGCUGAGGGUUAUGUCGCUGAAGAGGCAUUAUCAUUUUAUUCGAUGUAUCAUGAAGAUGUCGAUACUCGUUUCAAUCGCAUCGAAAGAAACGAAGAUGUUGUCAUACAAGAAAAUGAAACGAAGAUGUUGUCGACCGGCUAGCGCAAAGAAAAUGAAAAAUCUCAGUCUAGAGGAAAGAAAACGUCUACAUUGGUUUGUGUUUGAUAGUUCUGAGGAAGUCAGAAAGUAUAUUGCUGAAUUCAAAUCAUUACAUACUGAAAGUGAUGAAAAAACCGAAUUCCCUAAAUGGUUCCUUCAUAAGGUCUAUGAUAUGCAAAAACAAAAAUCUUCAGAGUUUAACAAGGAGUUAUUGGCUCUUUCAAUCGGUGCACAUGUGAAUGCCUUAACUUACAACACUUGCAUAAUGAAUGGUGUUAGGUUUAUGGUACUUAUGCGUGACGCCCAACGAUCAACACAAAACUCGGGGGUUCUAACUGAGGGAGAGAAUAAGGAGAAAUAUUAUGGUUAGCUAGAAGAGAUUAUCGAGUUGCAUUAUCCUCAUAAAUAUUCCACCGUACUUUUUCAUUGCAAGUGGUUCAAUACUGCAGGAGUUAAAUCUGAUAAUAAUUUCACCAGUAUCGACCCACAAUGUGAAUUGAGCAGCGAAGAUCAACUCAUAUUUGCUACGCAGUCCAAGCAAGUAUUUUACAUCCAAGAACCUUCUCGAAAUGACGAAAAUGACAACCAACGGUGGGUUGUUGAAAAUGUUAAUCAUAGAAGAAUUUGAGAUCUACUGAUGAACGAUGUCGACCAUGAUCCCAUUGAAAAUGUCGACAAUGAUUCAACGGAUGUCAUUCUUAGUAAUGUUUCUUCUAAUUUCACUCUCUCAUUCGACUUUAGCCAGUACUUUCAAAAUUCUCAAUCGGUUGAAGAUGAUAUUAAAGUUGACCCACCAACAAGUAUCAUCAGUAAUGUGUCUGAUUGCGAGACUGAUUAUGAUGAGGAAGAUUCUAAUUAUGAUAGUGAUGUGUCAGCAGACACUGAAGUGUCUGGGGGCGAGAAUGAUUAAAAAAAUCUUUACAUUUGACUAGUAAAAUAAGGAUGUCCUUUUUUUGGAUUGCAUUGCUCCACCUCAUGGCUGUUGUGAUGGGCCAUGGAGGUGACGAGCCACCACAUCCGUUCGGUAAAGGUUUUGGUGAUCACCAGAACGAUGGUAUACGAAUGUUUCAUUCGGGAGGUUAGCUAUAUGUGGCGCGACAUCGGUUUUGAUAAAGACAUAUGGAUAGACGUUUCAGAAGCCGAAAUGGUUGGAAUGUUGCUGUAUCUUUCGAGAUGGUUUGAUUUUGACGCGAUUACAAAUCAUCCCAUGGCUCCAACUUAUUGGGCGUCACUGAACAAUCGGAUAUGUACGCGGUAUAGAGGCCACAAAAAUAUUGCAAAAAACCGUUUGACUGAUUUUGCAGGAGAUGUGGACGUAACAAGGGCUCGAGCCCCUAUGGGUAUGGAUCAGCAGCAUUGGAAUGCCACUAUUAACCAUUUCUUAACAGAAAAACAUCAAAAACGAUCCGCUGCAAACCAAGAAUGUCGGAAGAAGCAAGUAGUGAAGAAUCGUGGAGGGACGUGCAACUACGGUAGUGUUUGUUUCAAGAAAAAUUUGAAUAGACUUGAAGUAUUUCAUCGUGCGCAUGUGAAUAAAAAAGGGGAAUUUGUUGAUCCUUUGGUUGGAGAGCAAUAUAAUGCCCUAGUUGCUGAGGUUGCUCUACAGACUCAUCACAUAGCCGACUCUGGUGGUGAUCCAGACACCAUUUAUUGGAUCGCAAUAUUUGAGAAGGUGUUGGGUACACGAAGGGGGCAUGUGAGAGGCAUUGAGCCUAAAGCUUCUUCAGCUGCGGGUACAAGUGCUUCAUCCCAAUAGCAGUCACAGUCACAAGCACCGCAACCAACACAGGAUGUUGAUGUGAAUGUUUUUCUUCAAAACCUGACAUUUCUGACGGCCAUUGGAGACAUUAUCCUCUCCUUUAAAAACCAAGUCAACAACAACGAAUAAAAGAAUGAUCGGGAAGACGAAGACGAAGACACAUAAGAUCUCUUGUUUUAUGUUAUGGAUGAUGUUAUUUUGGAUUUAUUAGAUAGUUUAUGGAUUAUAUAUUAGAUGUUUAUUUGGGAUUUAUUAGAUAUGUAAUAUGGUAUGUUUGAUGUUUUAUACUACAGUAUCUAUUUAUUUAUGUAUUUUUAUCAAA
Messenger RNA from Lactuca sativa (garden lettuce), 4997 nucleotides. RefSeq lists its product as uncharacterized. The record is from RefSeq and is a predicted model, not a curated record. NCBI's taxonomy places the organism in Eukaryota, Viridiplantae, Streptophyta, Magnoliopsida, Asterales, Asteraceae.